This is a messenger RNA of Acytostelium subglobosum LB1, 2154 nucleotides long. RefSeq lists its product as hypothetical. The record is from RefSeq and is a predicted model, not a curated record. NCBI's taxonomy places the organism in Eukaryota, Evosea, Eumycetozoa, Acytosteliales, Acytosteliaceae. Gene Ontology annotation, cellular component: nucleus. The transcript has a single exon. Gene Ontology annotation, molecular function: transcription cis-regulatory region binding; DNA-binding transcription factor activity. The coding region runs from base 1 to 2154 and encodes 717 amino acids. Gene Ontology annotation, biological process: regulation of transcription by RNA polymerase II.
AUGGAUACAUUCUUCCAACAAAUAUCACCUCUGUUGCCAGGUGAUCAACAAUUGUUGGCAUCAUUGUACCAGAAGUUACAACAUCAACAACAACAGAAUCAACAACAGCAACAGUUAAUACAACAACAACAACAACAGUUGCAACAACAACAACAACAUCAACAACUUCAAUUGUCCAAUCCAAACAGUCAGAUGCCAACCAUUCUUGGAAUGCCCACCCAAUCACUACCCGCACAAUACCAACCACAGCCACUACCGCAACAACAACAGCAACAACAGCAACAACAGCAACAGCAGCAACAGCAACAAUUACAACAACAAUUACAACAACAGCUUAAUGCUCCACAACAUUAUCAUCAACAUAUCUUCCAACAGAUCCAACAACAGUUGCAACAUCUUCCAUUGCAGACGCCAGUGACCUUGACACCAUCACCAACUCCAAAUACAAUGACACCAACUCCAACACCAUCACGGUCUCCUCAGCAGUCCACGACUCCACUGCACCUAUCACACUCGUCUACACCAACGCCACAAAUCUAUCUAUCCGCCUCGUCAUCAUUCAAUGGCCAGUCGUCUCCAGCUCCCACACUUCCACACUCAUCGCCAGGACUGCAUCCACUGUCCUCCCCACUGUUACAUUCAUCCACCUCCUCUCAGCUGCUGUCUCAGCCACUACAACAAUCACAACAAACAUUGACGAUUCCAAAGCUCCAGCUUCGACCGCCCUCGCCCGGCUCAGUCUCCCCUCUCGCAACGCCUACUGCCGCAGGGACCACUCAGCAGACAAUCAGUGCUCCAUCAUCGACAAAUGGAUCACCAGAGAGACCGACCAAGUCCAGCAAGUCAAAGGAGCCAAAGGAACCAAAGGAGUCGAAGGAGUCCAGAGAGGCAAGGGAGGCCAGAGAGGCAAAGGAGGACAUGGACGACAGUGAUAGUGACUCGGAUCGCGAGCGUGAGAAGAAGAACAAGAAUAGAGCCAGUCAGAACCUUGCCAGCAGGAACUACCGAUUGAGGAAGAAGGAGUACAUGCGCGAGAUUGAGGACAAGCUUGCCAUGUUGGCCUUAGAGCACGACCAACUCAAGAAGGAGAACCUCACACUCAAGAAGGGAGGCAUCGUGGAGAUCAUGAAGCCCGACCCCGCCUUCCUGACUAUGUUGAUGGAGGACAAGCAGAUCGUCAUCCAACUCGACCUGGCCAUCAAGAAGAAUGAUGAGAAGGCCCUGGUGUAUCUUCUUCAAGUGUUCCAUCUGUCGAUGGACAAGCGCCACGCACUCAUUGAGCGUGAGAUCGAGAAGAUGGUGCACCCCUACACACAGGCCAAGCUGGCCGUGCUUGGCUACGUGCCCGGCCUCGAGAACCCGAUGAUCUCAUUUGUCAGCAGUCCUGCAUCCGACUCGUGGUGGUCCCAGUUCAUCAUUGACGCGCAGAUCAACGAUCAGCAGUCUGCCGCUAUCCGCCAACUUCGAACAUCUCACUGGCAGGCGGACAUUGAGCUGCGGGGGGAGCGUGAGCGUCUGGACAAGAUGGUCAAGGAGUUUUACCUCAGCAAGGUGGUCGUGGCGCCUACCAAGGAUCGUAUUCUCAAGAUGGCCGCCACCAACAGCAAUCCAGGUGGCUACGAAACCAUCAACGGUAUGAGCAUCAAGCAAUUCGAUGAUGCCGAGGCGUUGAUGUCCAAGGUGGACAUCUCAGAGAUACUGGAGUUCACUCGCAAGCUUGAGCAGCUCAAGAGGAACUUCAUCAAGCAGAGGACACUCCUCGAGGACACUCUGGUGGCAUUCUCCGACAUCCUAUCACCGCGACAAGAGGCCAUCCUUCUGAUUCGUGUCCUGGCAUGCUCAGUCCGUCUCUGUCAGUAUGGCAACGAUCAACAGUUUAUCACCAACAUCUGGGGCAACAUUGUCAACAAGGAGAACUAUGCUCCCCCAACUCCACAGUUCCCCCCUCAACUAUAUUAUAACAAGUUUCAACAACAACUGUCACAACAACAGUUUCCACAAACAACAACAAUGAUGAUGCAACAACAGCAAAUGUCAAUCAAUCAACAACAACUUCAACAACAACUUCAACAGCAGCAACAACAACAACAACAACAACAGACAAACAUGCUACCGAUGAUGCACCAUCAAUUCACAACUACUACCAUGUCAUAG